AUGGAGAUGGAAGAAGAGAAGGAUCUACCUCUGCUAUUGGGAACCCCAUUCCUUAGCACAGUUGGCGCUUCAAUAGACUUUCACAAGCAAGAAGUGAUUCUUCACAAGGUGAAUAGUUUGGUGUCUUAUCGCUUGCAGCCUAGAGGAUCAGACUUUUGUGCCACAAUUGAAAGCACUCCUCUCAGUUCCAAGACUCAUGAAGUUGCAAAGGUUGUGAAGGAAAAGGUUGACAAAGAGCCAAGAGUUGUGAGAGAUAAGGUUGAGAAGGACAAAGAGAAGCGCUCAAAAGAAGGGGAGGAUGCAGCCUCAAAGGCACUUGUGGGAGAGAAAAGAAAGAACCCACCAGCUCAGGUUUCCUCAGCCAAGCCAUCUCAGCUCACUAUGACCUUGUUCCCCACCAAGUUUGAAAAUGGAAAGAUUGAGUACAAGAUAAGGUACAAAGGGAGAUCAAGACCAUUCUCUAGAGCCAAGGCCUUGGUCACUUCAGAGCAGUCCAGGGAUCCAACCAAGCUAAAGGAGCUUCUGUCUCAAGUCCUCACUAUCACCCUUGAUGGUGGGACUAGCUCAACCAAUGCCUAA
Molecule: messenger RNA, 579 nt
Organism: Microthlaspi erraticum
Lineage: Eukaryota; Viridiplantae; Streptophyta; Magnoliopsida; Brassicales; Brassicaceae
Source: the annotation of a GenBank genome assembly